Messenger RNA from Cetraspora pellucida, 537 nucleotides. The record is from the annotation of a GenBank genome assembly. NCBI's taxonomy places the organism in Eukaryota, Fungi, Glomeromycota, Glomeromycetes, Diversisporales, Gigasporaceae.
AUGGAAAAUAAAGAUUCUUUACAAACUUGUAAUAGGUGCAACUGCACAUGUCCACUUAAAGAUUUUAUUGUGGAUGAAAGUAAUAUUCGAGCUCGAUGUAUGACUUGUCAUAUUAAUACUUCACAGGCAAAAAAGCGAAAGCAGCAAGAAAUUAAUGAUUAUAUAGUCAAAAAAGAAAACAUUAUUAACCUCUUCAAUGUUACAGAUUUCAUUUAUUACAUACUUUUAGAAUAUAAAAACUUGAAUGAUAAUCUUGAAUGGCAAACCCCUUUUCAACUUAAAUUCGAUAUUGAUCUGGAUUCUAUUUAUGAAAACAUUUCAACUGAUAUUAUUGCAAAAGAAAAAAACAUAUAUAUUGCUGAUUUGGAAAUUCGAUUAACUUGCAAUCUUGAUAACAAACUUAAUAACGAUUAUCCAAUCAAUAAUGAUUUUAGUAGCAUUAAUGAAAUUAAUAAACCCUCUACUAUAAAUAUGACACAAGAGAUUUAUGAAACAAAUGAUGAUUUUAUGGAUGAAAUUGAGCAAAAACAUUCUUGA